This is a messenger RNA of Verruconis gallopava, 1418 nucleotides long. RefSeq lists its product as uncharacterized. The transcript has a single exon. The record is from RefSeq and is a predicted model, not a curated record. NCBI's taxonomy places the organism in Eukaryota, Fungi, Ascomycota, Dothideomycetes, Venturiales, Sympoventuriaceae. The coding region runs from base 105 to 1097 and encodes 330 amino acids.
CUCCGCGCAACAGCAGCUUGCUAAUAGACUAUUAUACAACGUAUUUUUGGCGCCAGUGACAGCUACAGUUGGGUCGACAUCUGCUGCGCUGUGAUCCAUCCACCAUGCCACUCCACCUGCUGUCGAAGAAGUCUUGGAAUGUCUAUGCACCUGAAAACAUAGCUCGAGUCAAACGCGAUCAAGCAAGCGCUCGAGCUCGUGAGGAAGAAAAUGACAGAAAACAACAGGAAGAUGAUUCUAGGAAACGUCUUGCGUGGCUACGUGGCGAAACACCAUUAAUAACGCAGAAUGAACAUUUGAGCUUGAUCAGAAAGCAGGAUUCCAAGAAAGACCAUGGCCAUGGAAAUGACCAUGGAAAGAGAAGACGGCUUCAAGGCGAAGACGACACAGAUCGGGAUCUUCGUCUUGCCCGUGAAACUAUGAAAUACGGACACAACCAUGCCAUAGAGCAUGCGCAACAUGCUGAGAAACGAAGGCGAUCGGGCGUAACGAUAAUCGACCAUGAAGGUCACAUUAAUCUCUUUCCAACAGAAGAUAAAACUGCUUUAGGAAGUCAUAGUAAUGCUGGAGUUGAAGCUGAAGAAAUGCGACAACAGCGUAAUAAUGAGGGCCAAUAUUUAAGGGAUUCAAACGCCGAUGAGAGAGAUGGGUCAAGCCAACGCCCUUGGUAUACUCUGAUCGAAAGGUCACAGCAAGAAGAUACGGACUUCAUUGAACGCAGAGGCAUAUGGGGCAGGCCUGAUUCGAGUGCCAAGCUUAGAGAGCAACUUCGGCAGAGCAGCAAUGAUCCUCUGGCUUUGAUGCAAAAAGCACAGUCACAACUUAAACUGGCGGAGAGAGAAAAAGAUCGAUGGCGACGAGAGGAACAAAUAACCGUCUCAAGACAUGAGAAUCAACGCAAGCGUCGACAUCGAGAGUGUAAGAUCGAUCAACUGUAUAGGGACCGAAGGAUAAGCGGUACACCCGAGCGUAGACGACGAAAGGAAGGUCACGAACAUGAAACAAAUCAACCAAAGGCUUCUUCACACCGUCAUAAGACUUCGGAUCAACGCUGUUUCUCACCCAAAGUCCGGGAUGACUUUCGUCUUGAUGGAUAAGAACAUCUUUUAAAUAUCAGAUUAGUUCGAACUCAACACCAACGACGCUCUGGCGUGAUCUCAAGUCAAUCAUACAGUCUCGGGUCAGGAAGCCCCUUCAUGUACAUUUUCGAUUUCUUCAUAAAUACAAGCCCCGUCUGCAUAAUAAUCACGACGUCAAAGGGUGAAGAAUACAAUAACAGCGUAUGAUCUCAAAGCAGCAAAAUUACUCCACCAAACUCGAUUUGCUGGUUUCUUAGAUAUUUCUCUCCCAGCGAAUAAGUCUCUGCAAAUCAAUUUUUGGCUGCUUGUUUCACUCAACAAAUGAGUCUAGGCUUCUCG